Messenger RNA from Octopus bimaculoides (California two-spot octopus), 3610 nucleotides. RefSeq names its product ras-related protein Rab-39B. The record is from RefSeq and is a predicted model, not a curated record. Gene Ontology annotation, biological process: Rab protein signal transduction. Gene Ontology annotation, molecular function: GTPase activity; GTP binding. Lineage: Eukaryota; Metazoa; Mollusca; Cephalopoda; Octopoda; Octopodidae.
AGACUGCAGUUUUACCGACUCUCCGUUAUUCUCUAAACGAUUCACUCACUCACUGACAUUUAUUUUUCUCCUUAUCACCCUUUUCUUCCUUCACGUCUGCCUGUAUCUCUCUCUCUCUCUCUCUACAUUGUUCAGUUUCUGUUACAGUUCUUUCGCCUGCUUUCUCUUUCGUCUAUCUAUCUCUUUAGCUAAUCUACAUCUUCUUUGUCAUUGUCUCUAUUAGUUCUCAUACUCUCUCCCAUUGCUGCUCCUCCAACUGCGUUUUUCCCUACCCCUGCUCUCCUCUCUCUCUCUCUUUAUUUAAUCUACAUCCUUUCCUGUAAUUGUCUCUCAAACCGUCACACACACACUCUCUCUAAUCUACAUCUUCUUUGUCAUCACCGCUACUCCUUCAUGACUUUCUACUUUUCUACCUUUGUUCUGUCUGCUGUCUCUCUCAUUCUCACCCUCUAAUUAUCUAACUAAGCAUUCCGUCCCUCACUUGUUUUUCCAACACUUCCACCCUAUUUAUUACUCAUGUCUCACUAACAGCUACACCACCAUCUCUGCUUCUAAUAAUUCCAGCGACAAAUAGGAAAAAAAAAAGCAGAUAAGAAGAGUGAGACAGGGUUUCUUCGGUUUAAAGAAAUUUGAGGAAAUGAUGCUGGUUGUUGAUGUCUGAUGUUGGUCCAUAUGUUCUUUGGAUUGCUUCAACCAAGUGCUUCUUCGAAAAUAUGUUUAUCAGACGAUCAGAAUACACGAGACGUCAAUAAUACUACUAAUAAUAAGACGAACAAGAUAUAGACUUUUAGUUUCCUUCUUGUUUGGUCAUUUUUGUAUUGAUAAAACGAUUGUAGAGAAAGAGUAAAUUGCUGCUAGUAACGAUUAUCUUCUGAAUUUCCAGAACCUUUUAGCAGUUUUCGCUAUAGUAUCAUCAGUUUUACUGUUAUUUAUGUAGUCAAGGAUUUAUACAUAUUUAUAUUUACAGUAAUACAUACAGAGAGGAUAAGAAAGAAGAGAAAUUCUCUUUUAAUAAUCUAAGAAACUCUGUGUGGAAUGUAAGGCUUUCACUGAGCAAAAAAAAAAAACUAUAUAUAUAUAUAUAGAAAUAUAUAUAUAUAAAUAAGGGGGAAAAGUUAGAAAGCGAAAGGAAAGCUUUGCAUUUAUAAUAAUGGUGGAACCAAUAUUCGAGUACCAGUUUCGUCUAAUACUGAUUGGAGACAGCACAGUUGGUAAAUCUUCACUGCUCAAAUACUUUACUGAUGGUAAAUUUGCUGAGGUGUGUGACCCGACCGUUGGGGUGGAUUUUUAUGCUCGCUUAAUCGAAGUUCGACCCGGCAUCCGUGUGAAGUUGCAGUUAUGGGAUACAGCUGGCCAGGAACGAUUCAGAUCCAUAACAAGAUCUUACUACCGAAACUCUGUUGGAGCUUUAAUAGUUUAUGACAUAACAAAACGCAGUAGUUUUGAACACUUGGAGGAUUGGUUGAAAGAGUCGCAGUUGCAUAUAGAACCACAUAAGGCUGUUUAUCUGAUUGUUGGCCACAAAUCAGAUAAGGAUAAUGAACGUAAAGUGACAACCCGGGAAGGACGUCAAUUUGCUGAAUAUCAUGGACUAAGAUUUUUAGAGACUUCCGCCAAAACUGGUACAAAUGUGGAAGAAGCCUUUCUAGUUGUUGCUAGAGACAUAUAUCAAAUGUUAGAAGAAGGUAAAAUUACAGUUGAAGAAGGCUGGGACGGUGUGAAAAAUGGUUUUGCUCGACCCAAAGAGACUUUACAUUUAGUAGAGGGUGAACCAGAAGGUGGAGGUUGCUGUUGACUAUUCUCAUUCUUACGCAAUAGUUUUUCAACUACUUCCACUGCAAUCUUUCACCUUCUCUCUUACUUUUUUCCCUGUAAUUCCGUCAUGUUUUAGCUGGAAUUCAUCUUGUAAGAGACUUCUUCCUUACAAAAUCUGUUUUCCUAUAUGACUGAAAUCACUGACGAUUUAUUUUAGAGGUCGUUUCAAUAUCGAUGAGAAAACCAAAAAAUUUCUAAUCUAAAUAUUCAUUGUGUAAAUGUCUAGUUUAAAAUACUAAUGCUUGCUUCACAAUCUUAAUUUGUAUAUUAUUUGCCAGUCAACCAAAAUCAUUUAAUGAUUCUCCAUUUUCCCAAGAAAAUUGUUUUAUUAAAACAAUAAAAUAUUCAAAUGAAUCAAAAUUUAAUCACAAAAUUCCUCAUCCCCCUAUCUCAAUGCAAUGAGAGUCAUUCAUCCUCUAGCAGCAAAAUUCUCGAUUACUAACGUUUCAGGUUGGACAGAAAUAUUGCCUUGUAUUUAAUUUGGUAUAACUGAAUGAUUUGAUAUAAAAAACAAAAAACAAAUGAGAUGUGUUAAUGAUUUGAAAAUGAUCAACUGAGAAGAUACUAAGGAAUUCAUAUAAGUAUUCAAAGUUACCAGCAAGAAAAUAGUAUAAAUUAUAUGAUGAACUUUUUCACACUAAAAAGAAAAAAAAAAGUUCUCAUAUGUAAGGAAGUCUCAGUUGUAAUAUUACAACUGAGACAAUGAACUGAAGACUAUCUUCCCUUGUAAUUUGCCAUCUUUUAGACUGCUAAUUGUUAGUCUACUGCUAUUACUAUUUCAGCAGUUGUGUUGCUUUCUUUUCUUAUAAAGCAACAACACUUCACUAUUAAUACAUGCACACAUAUACAUGUGUGUGUGUAUUACAUUUUGAAUACUAAAACUUUUCAGUUAACCAUUCUACCAACUUAUUACUUAAUUCACAACUAGUAAUGAAAUAUCAUGACCUAAUGCUUAUUUUUAAUGGUAAUUAAUAAUAUCCACUAUAAUUAUCGAUUCCCUUGUACUAUGUUAAAGAAUUCAGUAUGGAUUUAUUCGAUUGAAUAUAGGCAGUAUAUAUUUUAUGAAAGCCAGAAUGGAAUGCAGCCAAUUCAUCCAGAAUUAUGUCAAUCUUGUCUUAGAUUCUUGAAUUUUCAACUCCAAGCAGUCUCUCUGCUCAAUGAUAUGCUGAAUAUGCUGUCACAAAUAUAUCUUACACAAUAGCAACCCAGCAUUUGAUAAUAUGCACAUGUAAAAGUCUCAGUGUGAAUUUUCAAGACUUCCAUUGUUCUCAUUAACAUUUUCCUUUCCAUUUUACCAAUUUUAAAACAAAUCUGAGCAGCUACCAACUUCUCCCUAUUUUUUAAAUGUAUAUUAAGGUCAGAAACAAUCUACUCUGCUUCUUUCAACAGUAACUUUGGGCUUAAAAUGUCCAGUAUAUAUUUCAAGAUAUCCUAGCAUUAGGCAAAAUGUGUUAAGCCUAUUGCAUGAUCAGAAACAACAUCUGGUAAUAUAUGCUUCAAUAAAAUCUUUGAUAUUUAAUGCUAUAGAUAUAUUGGUCUUUAUGGAAAGCCUAGAAAUAUACUGAUUUUUCAAUUGGUAAACCAGGACAGUAAUGGAAAUGCAUAUUAGUUUUAAGUGCUACAAAAUAUUUUGAAGCUGAUAGCAUGUCUUUGUAAUAUGUUUGAACAUUAUAUUCAAUGCUGUUUCAAAUGGAGGCUUGUAUAGAAUUUUUAUUCAAUGUAAAACUAAAUACAGAUUUUUCUGCCUCUUUUGCUUCCAAUUACUUGUGGCAAGUAAAAUAUUAGCAAUGGAAAA